Messenger RNA from Chelonoidis abingdonii (Abingdon island giant tortoise), 3910 nucleotides. It is a transcript of the gene ARL6IP4, whose product is annotated as ARF like GTPase 6 interacting protein 4. The record is from RefSeq and is a predicted model, not a curated record. Lineage: Eukaryota; Metazoa; Chordata; Testudines; Testudinidae.
AACAAAAGAACAGCGGAAGUGGGCGAGGCAACGAACUGAAACCAACUGAGUGAGCCGUUCCUGGGGGUCGCUCAGCGACAGACGCCGGGGCUGUGCCGCCUCCUCUAGCGCCCCCCCCCCCGAGGGAAUCAAAGCACAAUGGUUCACAGCCAAUCCAGGAAACGCUCCCGAAGCAGGAGUGAAAGCGAGUCUCAAAGCAGGCAGGACAAAAAGGAUGAAAGGAAAAGAAGAAAAAGCAGUAAAGACUCAAAGAGGAGCAGCCUGUCUCCUCCAAGGAAGAAGGCAUCCAGGUCUCACAGACGCAGGUCGAGCUCAGCAUCUACUAAAGACGAGAAAAAGAAGGCCAAAGACAAGAAGAAGAGAAAGGCAAGUGCCUCCUCCUCUGAGACGACAAGUUCGUCUUCUGGGACUUCCUCCUCCUCCAGCUCCUCUUCAGAAGAUUCGAGUGACAGUGAAUCCAAAUUGAAAAAGAGGAGGCACAGCAAGAAGAAACGAACAAAACAGAAAGACAAAAAGAGAAAGAAGAAAAAAAUAAAAAAGAAAACGAAGAAGAAAUCAAAGGACCGGCCUAAAGAGGAGAGAGCCACGGUGGAAGGCGUGCCUGGCCCAUCACUGGAACAGUGGCAGAAAGAAUCUUUGGUGGAACCUGGCCCAGUUUUGACAGAUGAACAAAAGUCCCGCAUCCAGGCUAUGAAACCAAUGACAAAAGAAGAGUGGGAUGCAAGGCAAAGUGUCAUCAGAAAAGUUGUGGACCCCGAAACGGGAAGAACAAGGCUUAUUAAGGGAGAUGGAGAAGUACUAGAAGAAAUUGUCACCAAAGAAAGACACAAAGAGAUUAACAAGCAAGCCACCCGAGGAGACGGCCUGGCCUUCCAGAUGAGGACAGGGAUGCUUCAGUGACAGUCCAGAUGUCAAGUACAUCAGGAAAGGUGGUUUUUCUUGUUCUGUUCACUGAGACACUAAUCUGCCAAAGCAGACAGCUCCCCAUUCUCCCUGCACUGACGAGACGUGUGUGUGACACAGCAGGAUCUUUACCCUUUGCACAUGUCCUGUUCUGCUGGGUCCAUCUAUUGCCUGGAGGAAGGAGUGACUUUGAUGGCAUCUCCCCUUUAGCCAUGGCUUCUCUCCUGCCAGUCCAUUCAAAGUCCUUAAGACCUGACCAACAUUGCUCUCAGCUUGGUGGCUUUCUGAAACUCAACCCACUGCUGCUCAGUGAUUGAGCAAAUGAUUGUCAGGCUGAGUCCCUGGAGGAGACAAACCGACCCAGUUAACACUACAUUAUCUUUAAUACACUUCCUUGAUGGUGAUUCAGAUUCUAAGCUCUAAGGCAAAUGCCCAGGUACCAGGCGGACAUAACCCUGCUGAUACUGGGGUGACUGCCACAAGUGCUCCCCUGAAAUGAGGCCAUCUUGAAUCAUUUUUCUUCACAAGUGGUUGCUAUGUGCCUGACUAUUUGCCCUGUAUUUACUUCAGUGUCUGGUUGGACAGAGACAUGCAUACAUUGCCCCAGCUUUGUGCAGGCUGUAACAUCCUGCAAGGUGCCUUCUCUCACUGAGCCAGUGAGAAGUGAAGGCACUUGGCAUGGUACAGGUUCAAGCUAAUCAGCACUGGCUCCCUUGAUGGGAGGCUGCACUGGGAGCUCAGCUGCUGUACCGGCCAGUGGGUUAAGUGUAAUGGGCAGGGGUUUGCUCAGCCUUGCUCCUGUCCCUGCACCAAAGUGAUGCCCCUUCCUUGCUCUUUGUGUCUUGCCACCCUACGGAGGUGCAAGGGGCAGGUUUGGUUUGUUAGUGAAAUUGGCAUUUCAGAAGCAGAGGAGCCCAGGAAAACUCAGUCUUCUGACCCCGCCCCCCCCUUAACAUGGUGAUCUGAAAACUUGUAAAAAAUAAACUGAUUAAAUCAAUCCAGCAGCCCAAGUUUUUCUUUUAUGUGCCAGGGUGAAUGGACGACAGUUAUACAAACCAGUCUGUCGCAGGGGGACAGGCAAGAUCUUUGUGUGUGUGUGUGGGCUAAUACCCGAAGCUUUGCAGUGAACGCUUGUCCCAUCCUCUGCACCCAGUGGCUUGCUAAGAAAAGCAGAGUAGGUCAGAGGUUUGACCUUAUGCUACCACAGCUGAGCAGCUACAGCUAGCGAAGUGCAAGACCUAGAAAGUACCACACUGACUCCCACUAGAGACGCCUGUUUUACCUGCCUACCUUGGUGACUUCGUAGUUUCCUUUACUCCUAUUGAACGGAUCCCAGCACAGACUUCUUCAGUCAUUGGGGGUCUGAUGCCUGUUGGUGGAAAGUCUUGUUCUGAGCUAUAAAAUCACUGCCUGUUUAAAAUAAAUUGUCCUUCUGUAUGGUUUGAACUAGUUUUCGUGUGCCACUUUUCUAGCCUCAGAAAAGGACUGGAGGUGUUUGACUGUGGGAGACUGAUCACAUAUAUAAGGAUUCAGCUAGUCUGCUGGCAGGUCUCCUGUCAAUGCCUCUUCCUUUUCCCUUUAAUGCAGGCCUCCUCCUCUAGUAGCUGGGGGUUAGGCACAUGGCUCAGAUGGAGACAACUCACUUCCCUUUUAUAAAGGAGCCAGUUAUGGCACAAACCUCCCUCGGCCCAUAUGUUUAACAAGGAGGACACUCGCAGCAGCCAGGAUGAGGGGGGGGACAAGCCCUGGACAAACAAGUAGGUGUCGAAGGAGGGCUGAGCCAGGCAAAUCUCUGCCUGUACUGAACUGCAGAGGGUGCAGGUCUCUUGAGCCUCCCCCUUUGUAAGGGUCAGGGUAAGGCAGCAGUGCUGACAGCAGGUGAUGUGUGGGAAUGAGAGGUGGCCCCUGACUUAGGGUUUACGGAUAGUACAUGUCCCCAGCUGCAUUUACUGGCAGCCAGUGCAAGUGAAGCACUCACAUGCUGUUGGGGGUCUCCCUGUUCUCCACUCUCACACUCCCCUGUUGUUGAUUCACUCACAGGCUGGCUGUAAAACAUGUGCAAUUCAGAGCACCAUGUGCUUGUAAUUGUCUCUUUUCUAUUUGCCUCAUGUCAAUGUUUGCACCCCCUGUAUUUUUCUGCUCAGCAGUUUAUGUCUUUGCCAUCUUUUUCUUUGGCAUCUAAUCCCAGUGGACACUUUCAUCAAACCAGCUCAUUUUCAGUUCCCAGUUCCUAGCUUCUGUGAUGCAUUAACUGUCAGUUUGUAAGUCACCAAAAGAAGCAGACACAGAAAGUAGCCUUCCUGUUGCUUUAAUCUGUGUAAUGUACAAAGAUACUGUACACAAAGCACACCCAGGCAUUAGAACAAUGCACUAACAGCAAGGAGGAGAAGGAAGUUGUACAGUAGUUAUGGUUUGUUACAUACAAGCAAACAGAUCUUAACAGUAUUUCACACACACAACGUAAUACACAAAAUGAAAACCAGGAAGCAGUAGACUCGGGUCAACUCUCAUUCCCUGGCGGGGUGCAGGUGUGUGUGUCAAAUUAAGCCAUGAUGUAGUUUCCCCCCAUCUGUAUCCCUAAGAGAUUUUUUUAUAAAUAAAAUAGAACAUUAUUGAAUAUAAAAUUGACAGUCAAGGAUAUCAAUAUCCAGGGUUUUCAUACAAGGAAAGGGAGAAAAAUGUAAGGCUUCUAGAACUAAUAGGAAAAUGCAGCAAAGGUGAAGAUACCUGAAGAGCAGGGGCUACUACAAGAAGUGCAGGUUGCUUGUGGGAAGAGCAGUUGUUAGUAACCCUUUGGUUAGCUAUUGGUUUUCAUUGAACGUAUUUUCUAACACUAGACACAGGGGUUUUUGGUAUUCAAAUUUUGCCUUCUUAAUUUAUCAAAAGAAAAUAAGGAAUUAAAGUGACAGUUCGGAUUUAAAAAAAAAAAAAAAAGACUGGAAAGGGACAGUGUCAGGUUUCUGUCCAAAGUUCAGAUGACAGAAAAGCUGCUUUUUAGGAAGAAGAA